GUCGGGGUUGAAAGUGGACACAGUGAUUCGUAGUCCUGUCGAGGCCACAAAUCGGAGCUUCCCGGCGGCGGUCAGUGAAGGAGGAGACUUGCAGGGCUGAGGGAGGGAGCAAGCGAAGCAGUUCACUCAGAGACUCGAUUGAAGCUCGAAGAAAUCUCAUUGAAGCUCUGGCUCUGCACGAUUUCGGCCAUUUUCAGGUGUCAUCCAGAAGAUUAGAGAGCCGAGGAAGUCGAAGGAGUGAGCGAUAGAGCUCCGGGAGGAGAGAAAUCCACAGUCGGUUAAGCUGCGGGGAUUAGUAGGUAAUUGUUCAAAUGUCAGUAAAGGGGAGGAGAGUUUCUGGUAGAGGAGGAGGAGAAGCGGUAUCAGCAGCAAAUUAUGUGUUUGGGCCCCAUGAAGAUGACAUAAUUAUAAAGCACAGGCUCUUGACUAGAACAACAACUACGAGAGGAGAACCUCCAUUGAAGAAACUCCAAAAGAAGUUUACGGCAUUUGUCCUCGAAGUUGAGAAGGACGUAGAUGAUAACCUGGCUGAUUGUGAGAAGCUUUCCCGAACCUUCUUACAAGAGCUGUCCACUUUUGAGAUCCCUCUCCUCAAAAGCAAGGCUGUUGUCGAUGCCAACGUAAGAGAGAAAGAGAAUUUCAACGAGUUGAAAGAUGAGAUCAACAAGGAAAUCUUGCAGGCACAGUCCGAUAUAGAAGAUUUGAAGAAACAGCUUGAGGACAGUAAAAUCGAGAGGAAGCACAAAGAGGAGUGUGAGGCUAUCAGAAAGCUGAUUGCAAUGCAACCGCCUAGAUCGGAGACUCAGAAGCUCAUCACGGAGCUUGAAAGAGAAAUCGGAUUACUUGAGGCCGAGGACUUAGCCACUUCUAGAAUGCUUGAGCUUCGAAAGAAACAGUUUGCUCUCUUAUUGCAUGUGGUGGAUGAGUUGCAGAAUACAAUCGAGGAAGAUCAGAAGGCUCUGAUGGAGGAGAUGAGAAUGGUGGCAGAGGAGCCCAAGAACGGGCUGCCGGAGGAUUCUGCUGUGGCUAGUAGUAGUGGGGGCGCAGAAGCCAUGAUCAUAGAUUGACUGGCUGGCUACUUGGUGCUGCCAACACGGUCAUCUUUAUGCAGAAUUGAAUCACUUUUAUCGGUUAAAUGUUGUGAACGCUAACUGUUGCGAUCAGCUUUUGUCAUUGUAUGCGACCGUGUAAUCAGUAUGAUGUGUUAUAUUUGAUUUGCUACAUUGCUGCUUCGGGAUUUUCCUGGAAAAUAUAGUUUACCAACUGAAA
Molecule: messenger RNA, 1269 nt
Organism: Punica granatum (pomegranate)
Lineage: Eukaryota; Viridiplantae; Streptophyta; Magnoliopsida; Myrtales; Lythraceae
Source: RefSeq, a predicted model, not a curated record